Phycodurus eques (leafy seadragon) is the source of this 2811-nucleotide messenger RNA. RefSeq names its product midline 1 (gene mid1). Lineage: Eukaryota; Metazoa; Chordata; Actinopteri; Syngnathiformes; Syngnathidae. The coding region runs from base 378 to 2390 and encodes 670 amino acids. Gene Ontology annotation, molecular function: zinc ion binding; protein binding. The record is from RefSeq and is a predicted model, not a curated record. The transcript has 11 exons.
CUGCCCCCUCCUCUCUACUAUUGGUCGGCGCUCCGAUUCUCAGGCCCGCGUGCCUAAAAGCGGGCUGACUAGAUCGAGAGGACUGAGAGGCUGGCUGGAAACUUUCGAUCCUCCUGCUUGUCACGGGAAGAGGAGUGGACAAAGUUCACUCAGUCGUCACUCAUCUUGGCUCUGCGUGUGCGAGACCCUUUUACAGCUGCUCUUCCUCGCUUAUUGAUGGACGCAGUCAUGAGUCGGAGUCCAAAAAUGUGUGAGGAAGCCAGAGUACCCGCAGAAAACCCACACAAGCACGAGGAGAACAUGCAAACUCCACACAGGAAGAUAGCUGAGCGGCUUCCCUGGAUUUCGCUGCCCUCUCCGCUUAGUUUGGCCUGAAGAUGGAAACACUGGAGUCCGAGCUGACAUGCCCAAUUUGUCUGGAGCUCUUUGAGGACCCGCUUCUCCUGCCCUGCGCUCACAGCCUUUGUGCCAACUGCGCCCACCGCAUCCUGGUGUCGCACUGCACCCCCAGCGAGCCCGUCCAGUCCAUCCGCGCCUUCCAGUGCCCCACCUGCCGCUAUGUCAUCAACCUCAACCAGAGAGGCCUAGAAGGACUCAAGCGCAACGUUACACUGCAGAACAUCAUCGACCGCUACCAGAAGGCUUCCCUCAGCGGACCCAACUCGCCCAGCCAGCCCCGGCGGGAGCGAGCCGCCCCCGACGGCGGCGCCAUGACGCAACCCGGCGGAGAGCGGGUGCUGUGUCAGUUCUGCGAGCGGGAGCCGCCCCAGGACGCCGUGAAGACCUGCGUCACGUGCGAGGUUUCCUACUGCGACGACUGCCUUAAGGCCACCCACCCCAACAAGAAGCCCUUCACGGGCCACCGCCUCGUGGAGCCCCUGCUGGACUCCCACAUGCGAGGGGUUAUGUGCGUGGAGCACGAGGACGAGAAGGUCAACAUGUACUGUUUGACGGACGAGCAGUUGAUCUGCGCCUUGUGCAAGCUGGUUGGACGGCACAGGGACCACCAAGUCGCCGGGCUGGGGGACCGAUACGACAAACUCAAGCAUGCCUUGGACACCAACCUCAGCAAUCUCAUCAAGAGGACCAGCGAGUUGGAAACUCUGAUGGGCAAACUCAUCCAGACGUGCCAACACGUGGAGAUAAAUGCAUCCAGGCAAGAAAACAAGCUGCUGGAAGAGUGUGACCUCCUGAUCAAUAUCAUACAGCAGAGAAGGCAAAUCAUCGGUACCAAGAUAAAGGAGGGAAAGACCGUGCGCCUGAGGAAGCUCGCCCAGCAAAUCGGCAGCUGCAAGCAGUGCGUCGAGAGGGCGACCGCGCUCAUCGCUCAAGCCGACCACACCCUGAAAGAGACGGACCCCUCUCGCUUCCUUCAGUCGGCCAAAAGCAUCUGCGAGAGAGUCUCCAUGGCAACGGCGUCCUCUCAGAUCUUGCUACCGGAAAUAAACCUGAACGACACCUUUGAUUCUUUUGUUCUGGAUUUCACAAGGGAGAAGAAAAUGUUAGAAAGCUUGGAUUAUCUCACAGCGCCAAAUCCACCCGUAAUCCGCGAGGAAUUAUGCACGGCUUCAUACGACACCAUCACAGUCCACUGGACGUCAGACGACGAGUUCACCGUCGUGUCCUAUGAACUCCAGUACGCCAUCUUCACCAGCCACGCCAAUGUCAUCAGUUUGUGCAAUUCGGCUGACAGCUGGAUGAUCGUGCCAAACAUCAAGCAAAAUCACUACACGGUGCACGGGCUGCAGUGCGGCACCAAGUACGUCUUCAUCGUUAAAGCCAUCAACCAGGCCGGAAACCGAAGUAGCGAACCAGGAAAGCUCAAGACCAACAGUCAGCCGUUCAAACUGGAUCCAAAGUCCGCUCACCGGAAGUUGCGGGUGUCCCACGACAACCUGACGGUGGAGAGGGAUGAGACGUCGUCCAAGAAGAGUCACGGCCAGGACCGCUUCAGCAGCAACAGCAGCUACGGCGUGACGGGGAACGCUUACAUCGACAGCGGCCGCCAUUACUGGGAGGCGCUCAUCGGAGGAAGCACGUGGUUUGCGGUAGGUAUCGCUUACAAGUCGGCACCGAAGCACGAGUGGGUGGGCAAGAACUCUGCUUCCUGGGUACUGUCCCGGUGUAACACCUCGUGGGCGGCGCGUCACAACAGCAAGGAGACGCCCUUGGAGCCCUCGCCCCAUUUGCGGCGACUCGGCGUGCUGCUGGACUACGACUCGGGCUUCCUGUCGUUCUACGACGCCGUGGGCUCUCAGCGCUUGCACACGUUCGACAUCACCUUCGCGCAGCCCGUCUGCCCCGUGUUCAACGUGUGGAACCGAUGCGUCACCAUCCUCACCGGACUGCCCAUCCCGGACCACUUGGAAGGAAGCGAGUCCGGCAACUGACAUGCGGAACGUUUGUGUGAACUUUGAUUUUAGACACAAUAAAUGACUGUGUGUUUAUUCCUCGUCAAACCUUUUCAUGAAUUGAACUUUAACAAUUUGCAUUUCUGAAAUGAUUUGCAAGCAUUUUACUUUGCACGUCUGUACAUUAUUCUGCUGGAUCGUUUCAAAAGGGUAUACCAACUGUUUUAAAUUGCUGAAAUAUUUGAAAUAGGCUGAAAUUUUUUUCUUAAUCUUAAUUUGUGCAUUUGUAUCCAUGUAAUGUAAACAUGUUUAGGUUUUUUUUAGAGGAAUCAUUAUGUGUCACUGUUCAAAAGUUUCUUGAGGGCUGUGUGGUAAAUGUCUAUUUUAAUACUGUAUAUGGUUGCAAACUUUUUAGCACUUUGAGAAGACAUAAAGAGACUGUUACAAUAAAAUGCAUUUU